AUGCUUCUGGUGGACACGAAGCUCAAGAAAAUCGAGCACGACGAGGACCUCAAGUCGCGAAUCGCCAACUCUCGAUCCCACAAAAAGCUUUCAGCUUCUCGUGUCUACCUCGAUCUUUUGCGAAAAGACGACGUGGUGAGGCUUUCCAUCAGUUUUUUUUUCCUUCCUUUUUUCCAUUUUUCUUUAUGUUUGUCUGUCUAAUUCCUCUAGAGGGUCACAAUUUCCGAAAGCAAUUGUUUUUUCUGUGCACAGCUCUCCCAUGGCGCCGUGACAAACGAGUAUUUGGUGAAAUGGCACCUUGAAAACGUUUCGCCGCAUCUGACAAAGAAGAAGGAUGUGCACUUGGAUUCGGACAGAAGGCUCGCUCUUUAUGCCUACACGCAUGACACGUUCAGCUUGUUGCUCGUGCCGAUGAUUAAAGAAAAGUUCGUUUUUGGAAAGUUUUCCUGUUAAAAUUAGGGUAGAAUUGGAGAGCGAUGGCGAAAAGCUUGAAUUUCGAACCUAACACAUCUUUUUUCUGAUAUUGUGUGGGAAAAACCCUGCAAAUUCUAUAAAGAAGUGUUUCCGAAGCGAAAAAAAGGAUUUUCAAUGAAUUAACAUGAAUUUAUUUUGGCAGAACCUGGAAGGAUUUGAAAAAAAGCUACGGUUUGACCACAAAAAAAUAUACAAAUAUUCCGUUUUUCAAAAAAAGGUUUUACUGAUUCAAUUGAAAGAAAAAAAUGAAAAAGAAAUCCCAUUAUUAGAAACUUCAAAAAAAUGCUAAUGUUGAUAUUUUUGAAAAAUGAAGGGGCAAAAGGAAUAAACUCGAGUUUCAAGAGCUCCAAAUCUCAGCAAAUCAAAUUUGUCUAUUUGAAGAGUUUUUUUGAUGAUUUUGAAAUUUUCUGGAGCUGUUUACUUGAAAUGAAGCCUAACCUUUGAGGUUUAACAGAUCGAGUUAAUCAGAGUAAAUGUCAAAUUUGACGCAAGUUGAAUUAAAAAUGUGAAAAUUUAGAAGGUAGACAUGAGAUGUUAAUUGGAAAGAACGACCUCGUGAGGUCUAUUAAUCAAAGGUCAGAAACAGCAAAUUACUGUAAUCGAAGAUUUUUUUGAUGAUUUUUUUCAUAAAAAAAUGUUCAUUCCAAUUUGCUUAAAAAAAUGAAAAAAAGUUCAAAAAAAGAAGCGAGAAUUUUUUUCUAAGGUAAGAUUGACUACUGUGGCGAGAAUAAUUUUCGAUCACUUGAAAAAAUAAUUUUCAGAAAAGAAUCGCUCGGAUCAAUGGGAAACGAUGCGGCUUUGGCCUGUCUUUCGGACUAUAAUCCACUUCUUUUCACCUAUUUCCAGCAACUUUUUGCUCAGGUUUGCAAACAGGAAAAAAAAAACGCGGAAACAAAAAAGUGUAGCGGACGGAAAUAAAGAUGCAAAUUCCAUUUAGCUGCUUGAUUAACAUGCUCAAUUUAUAAUACUAAUUUAGACGAAACAAGGGGGAGGGGGAUGGAGGAAUAGAUUGGUAGACCUUUCGUGUCAGAUGAGCCAUUUUGACAGCUACGCUACAUCCGAAUUUAAUUAUAAACAAGGAAAAAAUGCAGGAAACUACGCAAAAACGUGAGAAGAAAACUCUUCUAACGACUUGUUUUGAGGAACUGACAGGCUAAUAUUUUUUGCCGAAAUCUCCCUAUAAAUACUGACUUUCAAACUUGCCAGUUAGAAUUUCAUCCUCAAGACGUCACAGCGAUAAAUUUGGGAAAUCAGACAAGUAUCCUAAUAUUUUUCGCCAUUUUCGGCAAGCGUGACUCAGAAGCUCGGCUUGUAAAAAUGAUUCCAAGUUUGAAAUAUGAGGAUAGGAGCAUUCUAUAACGAGCCGAGGCUGAGAAAAUUUCCCAAGGUCAGACAAAAGUUGUGGAAAAAGAUAAAUUAAGGUGACGAAUCCGCCGAUUGAUCCAUUCCGAGAGCAAAUUGUGAUGUCUCUUCGAUGCCCUAUUGGUCCGGAAUCCAACAUUCUUGAGCCUGACCAGGAAAUGGCCAGUCGGCUUAUUUUGGAGCAGCCUGUGCUCUCCAUGGUUGAUAUGGAGGUGAGAGAAAAGGGAAAAUAAAAUUUCUAAAAGUUUUAAGAAUUUCUUUGCACUGUGAUUCUUUUUAACUCCAAAAAAAAAACUAAUCAAUUUUCAGGUCAUCCGACGGACCAUGUACAAAGGCUGGAAAAGCAAAGUCAUCGACAUCACCUUCCCUGCCAGAUAUGGAGUCAAAGGCAAGCUGUUUCCUUCAAGAAGCUUCUGACUGUACUUGUAUUUUUGAGACUCUUUUUUUCAGGACUGGUCCCUGGCCUCGACAAAAUGUGCUGUGAAGCCUGUACGGCAGCUCUGGACGGCUACCCAUUGUUGGUCCUUUCCGACAGGAAGGCCAACGCCGAAAAUGUUCCGAUUCCAUCUCUUCUGGCCGUCGGAGCCAUCCACCAAUGCCUAAUCCGACAUCGACUCCGUAUGAAGGUCGCCAUCAUCGUUGAGACGGGAGAAGCUCGUGUCGUCCACGACUUCUGCGUCCUCCUGGGCUUCGGAGCUGACGCCAUCUGCCCCUACAUGGUCUUCGAAACGAUGUUCCGACUGAGAAACCUCGGCUUGUUGGACAAGGAACUGAAUGAUGAUCAGGUAAAUAUCCUGUGAGGGGAAACUGGAAACAAUUGAAAUAGAGGAAAUUGUAAAAAAAUACUUUUUAAAAAAAUUAUCGAAAAAUCUAGCCAAUAUGAAACUUUUUUUAGGUCUACCAAGGAUACCGACAAGGCGUAGAGCGAGGAAUCUUCAAGGUCAUGGCCAAAAUGGGAAUUUCGACACUCCAUUCUUACAAGGUCUGAGAUUCCGGACUAUCUGAAGAAGUUAUGAAAAAUAAAAACUCAAAUUUCGACAUUAAAAAAUGUGAGACUCAUUUUCAAAAAAUCGAAUGAAAAGUAAAAUUUUUUUUCACCAUGGUUUGUGAUAGGCGAACUUCAACGUCGCUAUAAGUCUGGCGCAAAAAUAAAUUUUUUGAACGUUCAAACUUGAGUCAUUAACACAAGAGUUAUAUAUUUUCAAGUACUCGCAAGAGUUCAAUAACCUGACUUUCAAGCUCAAAGUACCUGUUCCAGCACGCUCAAAUCUUCGAAAUCGUCGGCUUGGCGAAAGAAGUCGUGGACAUGUGUUUCAGAAACACGGUGUCCCGACUUGGAGGCGCGACGUUCGAAAUUCUGGCGGCUGAAGCACUGAAACGGCAUCGGUCCGCAUAUCCCAUGGGUGGCGACUCGGCCUCAUUUGGUUGGUCUUUAACUAAGUGGCUCUUAAAAAAAUGGACCAACUUCUUCAACUUCAUUGUUUUUUUCUUCAUUCUCUAAAGAAUAGAAUGAACUAACGGAGUUGAUUGUGGUCGUUGAUGACGUAGGCAAAUGGCUGUUUUUUUAAAAUUUUCGCUAAUGCACGUUGCACGGAGAAAAGAAAUUUUGUUUUCCCUUAUCCAGCCGCUGUUUUUGGGUAAUUAAAACUCUUGGUCGCAGUUGGAAUGGGUUGCGUGGCGGUCAGUCGGCAGAAAGUUCGAAAUUUAACUGAUUCCUUUUGAAACUGAGCCACUUCGCAACCGCAACGCUUUGAGCCAUUCCAUACAAACUUGACUACACUCUAGGAGCCAAAUUAGUAUAUGCACUUGAGUUCGUGCCAUCGUUGUCGCUUUCCACACAGGUGAGAUUUUUUGGGAGUUUCUUUCUCACAUAGUUUUUCAUUCACUACCCCCAACCACCACUUUUUUUAUUUUAGAAAAGUCUCAACAGAACCUCCGCGAUGGAAUUUAUGGUUCGUUGUUUUUCCUUUGCAUGCUUGCUUUGCGUAGGCUGUAGUGGGUGCAUGUUAACCCACUCAGCUUCAAAGAAAACGCUUCAGAGCUUUUCCAACUGAUAUCGAGUGAGUGAAAAUGAAAUAUCUAGGCGACUCUCGAACUCUGGUGGCAACUGGAACCUAUCAUUGGAGAGCUGGUGGCGAGAAGCACAUCAAUGAACCGAUGGCGAUUGCCAAGCUUCAGGUCAGAUAUUGGGAAAUUUAUGAAAGUUUCUGUUCAAGGAUAACAAAGAUUCAUGGCAAAAAUUAAGAAAUUCAGAAAGGAUUUCAUUGAAAAUAUUAUUCUCAACUUUUUACCCUCAGACAGUUGUUGAUUAAAAACACAUAAAAAAAUUUUGCGAAUCUCCUACCUUUUUUUACAAAAAACAACUUUGAGCGAUUUCCGAUUUUUUUCCAAACUUUUGCGACUUCAACAUGCCAUCACGCGCAAGUCGUUUAGGGUCGGAUGCGUUGAACAAAAAUUUCAUACUUCAGAGGCUGAGGAGUUCUUAGUGCUUUUGAAAGUUUCUAUUAUAAAAAUGGAACACUUACGAAUGAUUUUUCAAGAAAAUAAAAAAAAAUUCUCUCAUUAUAAUCGUUUCACCUUUAGGCGGCAACUCGAUUGAACAACCCGAAAACGUUCCAAGAAUACUCCCAAGCGUCAAACUUGGCUCAGAGAUGGUGCACCUUGCGUGGACAGCUGGAGAUCAAGACGAGCUCAAAAAUCCAAGUGCCACUGGAUGAGGUCGAACCGGCGAGCUCCAUCGUCAAGCGUUUCGUGACUGGUUUGUUUUUUGACAUGUCAGGAGCCUUUUUGAUGGAGAAUCUUCAAUUUGAUGAAAAAUAACUGCGAGCAUUGAAAGAAUAUUGGAUCUGUGAACUCAUUUUUUGGGUUGGGAAGUUUUUAAAGGCAAAACUUUCAAACUGAUAUUUUACUUUUUUCGAUUUCGAGCGCUGAACUUUUCUUUCUGAAAUUUUUAGGAACUUCUAAGCGUAAGUUCAAGGGGCAGAAAAAUUUCCUCUGAGUUUUUUUCCAGAAGUGGCUCGAUUGACUAACUUAUAUGCCAAAAACUUCAGGUGCCAUGUCAUUCGGUUCAAUUUCCUGGGAAACUCAUACUGCUCUUGCCAUCGCCAUGAACCGCAUUGGAGCCAAAUCGAAUACGGGAGAAGGUGGUGAAAAAUCGGAGCGAUACCUUCCUGGACAAGAUCCUGACCGUAACUUGAGAUCCGCCAUCAAACAGGUUUGAACUCUGAUGAUUUUCGACAAAAAGCCAAUUUUCUUCAGAUUGCCUCCGCUCGUUUUGGAGUGACGUCCUCUUACAUUGCCAACGCCGAUGAACUCCAAAUCAAGAUGGCUCAGGGAGCGAAGCCUGGCGAGGGCGGUGAACUUCCUGGCCACAAAGUGACCCAAGAAAUUGCUGAUUGCCGAAAAUCCACACCAGGGGUCGGACUCAUUUCUCCUCCUCCUCAUCAUGAUAUCUACAGUAUUGAGGAUUUAGCUCAGGUUCUCACCAACUGUAGCAUCAAAGUCAUCAAAAAAGAUUCUAGCUGAUCUACGAUUUGAAAUGCGCCAAUCCGGUGGCUCGUGUCAGUGUGAAGCUUGUUUCGGAAGCUGGAGUCGGAAUCAUCGCUUCGGGAGUUGCCAAAGGAAACGCAGAUCACAUCACGGUUUCUGGGCAUGAUGGUGGUACUGGAGCUUCCAGGUUUAGAGGCAGAAAAAGGAAGUUUCUCAAAAAAACGAUCAAUUUAGCUGGACCGGAAUCAAACAUGCUGGACUCCCUUGGGAACUCGGAGUUGCUGAAACUCAUCAAGUGCUCACGAUGAACAAUCUCCGUUCUCGUGUUGUCCUCCAAGCCGAUGGACAAAUUCGAACUGGUUGGUUUUUUUCGAUGGAACUGCAAUGAUUUAUGAUGAGACUUAAAAAAAUUUGAGUUUUAAAAAUUUUUCUGAUCUUUUUUUGAAUCAUAACGGUUGUUAAUUGAUAUUCAUAAAUAGAAAAAAAUGACUUCUGAAGUUCAAUUCUGUCAUUUUUUUGAAGCUGACGUUUUUAAAAGUGGUCCACAGCUUGAAACAGCAAAAUUGUUUUAAAAAUUGUUUUCAGGUCGAGACGUCAUGGUUGCUGCUCUUCUGGGAGCCGACGAGUUCGGCAUGUCUACUGCUCCCCUGAUUGUUCUCGGCUGCACGAUGAUGCGAAAAUGUCACCUCAACACCUGUCCUGUCGGAAUCGCUACUCAGGUUCGUCUUGAAAAAGUUAUAUUGAUAAUAAUAACCGACUUUUCAAGGACCCCGUACUUCGCGCCAAGUUCGACGGAAAACCAGAGCACGUCGUCAACUACAUGUUCAUGGUGGCCGAAGAAGUUCGGUACUUCUUGUCCAAAUUGGGACUUCGAACGCUUCAAGAAGCCGUCGGACGGACAGAUCUUCUCUAUGCCAAUCCGAAUCCCGUGAACAAGAAGGUUCCGCUUUUUAAAGUCAUGGAAUCGAGAAUAUUAUGCAGGCGACUUUGCUCGAGUUCGGCUCAAUCCUGAAGAAUGCCUCCCAAAUGUUCCCGACCUACUCCAUUCACGGAGGAAGUGUGAAGCAGGUUAACCAGCUCAUAAUCUUUCUGAAUUAUUUUGUUAUUUUUUCAGGUCUUCGAACUCGGACCACUGGAAACCAAGCUUCUGGAGCAGCUCAAAGAAGCAUUUGAGGAGAAAAACAAGCACGUUGUCAUCAAGGAUGAAACCAUCACGAACUUGGACCGCGCUUUCGGAGCUCGCAUCAGUUAUGAGGUUCAUCCGAUAAAUAGUUCGAUCAUUCAAAUUUUCUCAAGGUUUCAAAGCGCUAUGGUGAGGCAGGACUUGCUGAGAGCAACAGCUCCAUUGACAUCAACCUCUACGGAUCGGCGGGACAGUCUUUCUGCGCUUUCCUGGCCAAUGGCAUCAAGGUCACGCUUGAAGGUGAUGCCAAUGACUACGUUGGAAAGGUAAGGAUGAACUUCCAAAAACUUGAGGUCGAAGUUGCCUAUUUUUUAAGCCAGGGAAUUCUCAAAAUUGCAAGUUUUCGGUAGAAAACUGGUUGAAAACAGAUUUCAGCUUGUGAAAGGAAAAAACUUUUUGUAAUCUUCAUCAUUUGCAGUGUCUCUCUGGUGGUGAAAUCGUUGUCUUCCCGCCAAAAACUGCUUCCUUCAAAUCGGAAGAAAACUCCAUCAUUGGAAACGUCGCUCUCUACGGAGCCACCUCAGGAGAAUGCUAUUUCCGAGGAGUAGCUGGAGAACGAUUCGCCGUCCGUAAUUCUGGAGCCACGGCUGUCGUCGAAGCUGUUGGGGACCAUGGCUGCGAAUACAUGACUGGAGGUCGUGUCAUCGUUCUUGGAAUGAUCGGACGCAAUUUCGCAGCCGCCAUGAGUGGUGGAAUCGCCUAUCUUUUUAUUCAGUGAGUUGAAAACUUUGUUCGAGUUGUCCCAACUUACAAGCUUCAGAGAAGAUUUGAUGGUCCGUCGGAUCAACAACGCCACCGUCGACCUCGACGAGCCAACGAAUGAAGACCUGGUCUACGUCAAGAACAAGAUCAAUCGCUUCGUGGAGCUCACCGGCUCGACUCUUGGUACUGAGAUCUUGAACGAUUGGCAGAAGUGGAGCAAUAAGAUUUUGAAGGUGAAAACAAGAAAUUUUGCUUAAAAAUGAUAUAUUUUUUAAAGGUCUACCCGCGCGACUACAAACGUGUGAUCGAGGAGCAGGAGAAGCUCCGACAGGAGAAAGAACAAGCUCAGGAGAAAGAGCAGAAGAGGAACGAUGACUUGGCAGUGGCCGGCCUGGAGACGAGAGCCCGAGCUCUUUCCAUGGACAUGCAAAUCGCGGCGACCAUUCCCAAGCACAAGAAACGUGACUUCCCGCGGAAGAAGAGCAGCGUUAGUAACAAUAAUUUCAAAAUUUUUCAUUUUGUUUUUUCUAAUCCUUCCUUUCAGAUUGAAACUAAAGAUGGACAUCUCGACGUCCCAAAGGUGGCCAUAAAACUUUUAGACGUGAUUGUGAACCUCAAAGAAAAAUGGGAAAUUUUAGACGUGAUUGUGGGAAUCUUUAUUUUGGGAAAAGCAUGACUUUGGUUGUAGACCCCAUCUGAACUUUUUUGCAGAACUUAUUUUCUAAUUUCAGGUCGUUGAGCUGCGAAAACGUCGAGUCUCGAAGAGCUUGCGUCCUCAAGACAUCGCCGGCUUUGAGCUCGAAGAAGACCUGCAGGAUGCUUACAAUGAGCGUGAGGAGGAGGAAGACGUCAAGUCAGACAUCGACGAUAACUCUGACGAAGAGGUUGAGCUUCAUUCGAGUCUUCUAUUUCAUCUGGACUUUUGAAGUUGACGCCCAAGAAGGACAGCUUCGACAUUGAAAGCAUUGUCAUUCCUGGUUUUCUCAAGAAGAAAGAUGAGCCUUUGGACAAGCUGAGGUGAGUUUAUCGCCAAGCCAUUCUUCAUGCGACCAACAUGUCGAAAAAGUUAAAAUAUUGAAAAAUUGGUUUACAGAGGCUUUGUCAAGUACAACAGGCAGAAAAAAAUGUACCGGCCGGCCAAGGAAAGACUCGAGGAUUGGGAUGAAGUUUACGAUUUUGAGUCGAUCCGAAGCAACAUCCGAGAACAAGCUGCUCGGUGUGCUCAAUCAAGAAAAUAAAUUCAUUGAAUGACUUUUUCAGUUGCAUGGACUGCGGUGUUCCUUUCUGCCAAGGUCAUACAGGAUGUCCUCUCGGAAACAUCAUUCCGAAGUGGAACGACUACGUCUUCAAGAAGAACUGGCGUCAGGCUCUCGAACAACUCCUCCAGACCAACAACUUCCCAGAAUUUACUGGCCGUGUCUGUCCGGCUCCUUGCGAGGUAAUCUACCAAAAUUGAAACAGUGAAGUUAAUAAGUUUCGUUUCAGGGAGCUUGUUGCCUGGCUAUUGGAUCUCCAGCGGUCACCAUCAAGUCGAUUGAAUGUGCCAUCAUUGACUACGCCUUCCUCCAAGGUUGGAUCAAGCCUCAGCCUCCAAGUGUCCGCACCGGAAAGAGAAUCGCAAUCAUUGGAUCUGGGCCAGCAGGUUUCGAUUAUUGGGAAUUUUCUUUGCAAUUCUAAAUCUCAGGCCUUGCCGCGGCCGCUCAACUCAUCAAGGUCGGUCACACUGUCGUUGUCUACGAGAGGAAGAAUCGAAUCGGCGGUCUUUUGAGGUGAAAACAUUCACAAAAUGUUCUAAAAGAGAAAAAAUAACUUUCAGAUACGGUAUCCCAACCAUGAAGCUGGACAAGUUCGUGGUGGACCGACGAGUUUCACUUCUGGAGCAGGAAGGAGUUCGAUUCCUGACCAAUACGGAAAUCGGAAAACAUGUUCCUGCCGAUUUCUUGCUGAAGGAAAAUGAUGCUAUUAUCCUUUGUACUGGAUCUACAACGGCUCGAGAUCUCACGGUAACUUAUCAACUUUUUUUUCAAAUUUGACUCAUUCUUUCGGCUUUUAACUUGAGAAGACUAGAAAAACUCAACUGUAGCCUUACUUUGAUGGUCGGAACGGUGAAUUUUAGGCCGAUGAAAGAAAUCUAACCCUCUGGAUUAGAUAGUCCAGUUACAACACAUUCAAAGAACUCGAGAAUUUUCCAUUCCAGGUGGAAGGCCGUGAUGCCAAAGGAGUCUGCUUUGCCAUGGAGUUCCUGGAGAAGAGUCAAAGACGCCGAGCUGGAGACGAAGUCCUCUGGGAAGGACUGGAUCCAGCCAACAAGAAAGUUGUGAUCCUUGGAGGUGGUGACACGGCUACAGAUUGCAUUGCCACCAGCAAUCGAUUGGUAAAACGUUCCAGAAAACAUUGAAAACUUUUAUUAAAUCUUCAGGGCUGCAAAACGGUGCAAGCCUUCGAGAUCCUCCCAAUGCCCACAGAGAAGCGGAAAACCGAGAAUCCAUGGCCGGAAUGGCCGUUGAUCUUCCGUGUUGACUAUGGUCAUGAGGAGGCGGUGGAGAAGACUGGCAAAGAUCCCAGAACUUACUCUGUUUCGACCAAGGUUUGAUUGAAUUGAUUGUUCAAUAUUUUUUGGUUUUUUCAGCGCUUCCUCACAAGCACCAACAGCGCCGGCGUCAAGGUUCUGACUGGCUUGGAAAUUGUCGAUGUUGAGUGGGAGAAGGAUGAGAAGGUUGGACCUGAACUAAAUUAGUAAACAUGGAAGCUCUAUAGAAAAAUCAAAACUUUUUGGCCGAUGUCUAGUUAGUUUGAAUCUAGUUUGCUUGAACUUUCAGAGCUUACUUGAAAAUUACUUGAAUAGCCAAUGAGUUCAAAAAACCCUACUUCCCAAAUCUUCUAGAACUUCUAAUAAGCUUUGCUAAUUUUCAAAAAGAAGGUUCAGUUUAGCUUUUGAGAGUUUUGAACUCGUAUGUCCUUAUAAAAAAAUCCAUAUUUUUCAGGGCGCCUGGAAGCUAGUUGAGAAGAUGGAUACGCUGCGCACGAUCGAAUGCGACUUGUGCAUUCUGGCUAUGGGAUUCGUUGGGCCUGAAAAGGUACCUCUUUUUAAGAUUUUUCAACUGGUUUAUGAGUUCCAGACGGUCAUCGAACAGCUGUCGUUGAAAUCAGACCCUCGUUCCAACAUCUUGACGCCUAAGGACAAAUAUGAUUCUACUGUUGCAAAGGUAGGAGUAUAAUUCACUGUGACGGUUGAAUCUUUUUUUCUCAGGUCUUCGCAGCUGGUGACUGUCGUCGUGGCCAAUCUCUUGUUGUUUGGGCUAUUCACGAAGGUCGUCAAGCUGCUCGGCAGGUUGGUUCUUGUGGUCUGAUCAAAAAAUAAUAUUAAAAAAAUCGGGUGAAAUGUAUUAUUACUUAAAGCUGCAAAAAGGCGUCAAAAAAGUUUUUUGAUGAUUUUUUCAGAAGGUCUAAAUUUGCGAAAAACGAUUUUCAGAGUACAUCGUACUAAAAAUUAACAAUUUCCGAGCUCAGUAACGGAUCAAAGCUUAGUUAUGAACAGUUUUGAUCCAUGUAACUUUAGAAAACCUGUAAAUUUUUCGAGAAAAGCCCUACCUUUCCGAUAAAUUACCUGUCAGAAGGUACAGGAAUUUUUCUAGAAAAUUCCUUAAGUUUCAAGAGAUAUUUAGAACUUCAUUUCCAGCCUUUCAAAAUAAUCCGGAAGAUCAUCAAUUUUCAACAUGAAGAUUCAUUCAUGCAUAAUAUGAUUAAAAGUGAUAUUUUUCAGGUCGACGAAUUCCUCAUGGGAAAAACGACUUUGGCUGGUCCUGGUGGAAUCGUCACGGCUCCUCUUCAGCAUCGAAGCGCGGCGUAA
Caenorhabditis auriculariae is the source of this 11060-nucleotide messenger RNA. NCBI's taxonomy places the organism in Eukaryota, Metazoa, Nematoda, Chromadorea, Rhabditida, Rhabditidae. The record is from the annotation of a GenBank genome assembly.